Molecule: messenger RNA, 612 nt
Organism: Plasmodium cynomolgi strain B
Lineage: Eukaryota; Apicomplexa; Aconoidasida; Haemosporida; Plasmodiidae
Exons: 2
Coding region: 1-612 (203 amino acids)
Source: RefSeq, a predicted model, not a curated record
AUGAAGUCCUUCCCUGGGGGGAAAGUUAAUUCUCCCUUUCCUAUAAAAAUUCUAACCAUAACCCUGUUACUAUGGACAUGCCACUAUUGCAAUAACUAUUCUUUUAAUGAUACUUCAAGCGAAGUAAACAGCCAAAAGAAGACAACAAAUUUUAGGAGAACAAACAAAAUAUUAGCUGCUUGUAGAAAAGGUGGAAAUUCGCAGAUGGAUAAAAAUAAAAACGAUGUGACAGAUAAGGUAAAAUGUAUUGAAGAAAUUUUGUUGCUCCUGAAAAAACUGUCAGAAUGUAGACUAAAUUAUAGAGAACCCCUUUUAGAAAUAAAAAGAUCGCUAUCAGGAUGUAAAGAUAAUUCAGGGCCUAAUGUUGUAGUGGCAAGAAAAAAGCUAUUAGAUAUCAAGAAAUCAAUCGCCAAUGAUUUAGGCAUCGAGGACUUAAUGAGUAAUGAAGCGAAGACGAAAGAAAUUGACAUUAAAGUAUUGAUUAAACGUAUACCUAGUUAUAAGGAGAAUUGCCAGGCGCAAAUUCGAGGGGCUAAACAGAAAAUAACGGACUAUAGGGACAGCUGUGAGGCGCACAUAUCAGAUGUAAGAAGAAAAAUGACGGAUUUAUAG